AUGACUACCCAAAAAGAAGCAUACCGUUAUGCCCACUAUGCAAUCCCCGACCCAGACUUCGACCGAUACAAGGACAUGGAGAAUCCAUUUGCGAAUAGUGAAGGACUCUCUGUACCGGCCAUGCGCGAGAUCAUGGCCCACAUGCCUGUGACAUUUCCAUACGACCAGGGAGAUGUCGCCAGUGUUGCUAUCAGCCAUGAAACAAUCAAGGCCCGCGAUGGCGCCGAGCUCAAUCUUAGGAUUUACAGGGAUAAAGAUGUUCGGAAAGACGCGGUGCUGUUUUUCGUUACGCAUGGUGGAGGAUGGGUCCUUGGAGACCAUGACACGGAAGAGGCGAUGAAUCGGCUGGUUGCUAAGAAGACGGAUUCUGUUGUUGUGAGCGUCAAUUAUCGGCUGGCGCCUGAGUAUCCGUUCCCGUACGCUGUCAAUGACUCGUUCGAUUCGCUGCAAUGGUGCAGGGAGAAUGCAGUGUCUUUGGGAAUCGACCCUCAGAGAGUCGUUGUCGGGGGAAGUAGUUCUGGCGGUAACAUUGCAGCUGCCUUGGCACUGAAAGAUCGCGACGAGGGCAUCGGCUCUGUAUUCGGACAGGUCUUGAACUUCCCAGGGACCUGUCACCCAGACCACUUCCCGAGUGACAAGUAUGAGUACUACAGUCCGGAGCAGAAUAGGGACGCGCCGAUUCUCACCACAGAGGCGGUUCAUUGGUUUUGGAAGUUGUACUGCCCAGAGGCCGGGGACGACGCUUAUGCGAGUCCGCUUCUUGCGGAUUCUCAUAAAGAUCUGGCGCCAACAUUGAUCCAAAUAGCAGGGCGCGAUCCCGACAGAGACGACGGGCUGGCAUACAGCGAAGCCCUCAAGAAAACCGGUGUUCCUGUGAAAACCAAGGUCUAUCCCGGCCUUCCUCAUGCUUUCAAUCUGUUUCCAGCCCUCGAAGACACACCCACUUUCUACAACACGGUUGUCGACUGGAUCAACUAUCUCGACAAGGACAUGGCAAAGAUAGCCAAGUUCGAUAAACGUUCUUGA
Messenger RNA from Aspergillus versicolor CBS 583.65, 1026 nucleotides. Its product is annotated as alpha/beta hydrolase. The record is from RefSeq and is a predicted model, not a curated record. NCBI's taxonomy places the organism in Eukaryota, Fungi, Ascomycota, Eurotiomycetes, Eurotiales, Aspergillaceae. The coding region runs from base 1 to 1026 and encodes 341 amino acids. Gene Ontology annotation, molecular function: hydrolase activity. The transcript has 8 exons.